UGCAGUGCUUGUACUACUUUAGUAUACCAUGAGUGCUGGAUGCAGCCAGUCAUCGAAAGGAUUCCUUUCCUCACAGCAUGAAAGAGAAAUGAAAUGCAAACCUGAAUGCAACCUGAAAGGUCUAAAUAGAUGAGCUUGUGACAUCCUUUCCCAGAUCCCAGGGAUUCCACAUCCACCAGCUGUACCUCCUCGAUUCAGAACAAUAUUAUCUCCAAACUCAUAUUUCAAAGGAAUACUUUGACUGUUCCAGCUGUCACAGAAAGUAAUUGGGGCCAACUGGAUGUCAGAAUGAAAGUGGUUACUAUUAUAAUACUACUUUUCUUUUGUAAAGCAGCCUACUUUAGGAAGACAAGGAAUGGGAGUUUGAGAAACAAAGCAAAUGGAAGGACAAACAGCUUAAGAAAAGCAUCUAGUACUGUUAAGCGUUAUGCCCCAGGCCUCCCCUGUGAUGUGUAUACUUAUCUUCAUGAGAAAUACUUAGAUUGCCAAGAAAGAAAACUGACUUUUGUGUCUCCUGAUUGGCCUGAGGAUUUAAGACACAUGCUGCUAGCAAGAAAUAGGAUUCGCAAACUGAAGAAUAAUAUGUUUUCCAAGUAUAAAACAUUAAAAAGUCUGGAUUUACAACAGAAUGAUAUAUCAAAAAUUGGAAGUGAGGCUUUUUUUGGUUUAAACAAACUUACCACACUCUUACUUCAGCAUAACCAGAUUAAGAUUUUAUCAGAGGAAGUUUUUAUUUAUAUGCCCCUUCUAAACUACCUGCGUCUUUAUGAUAAUCCUUGGCAUUGCACCUGUGAGAUGGAAACUCUUAUUACGAUGUUGCAGGUUCCAACAAACAGGAACUUGGGAAAUUAUGCCAAGUGUGUACACCCAAUAGAACUGAAAGAUCAAAAGCUAAAGCAGAUAAAAGCUGAACAUCUAUGUACUGAAGAGGAAAGACUGGACCCCAAAAAUAUAGCAGCAGCAAAGCCAAAAGUUGUCAAACCAGAAUUUGAUUCCUCUCUUUGUCAUAUUUAUGUAUUUCCCAUGCAAACAUUGGAUUGCAAAAGAAAAGAGUUAAAGCAAGUUCCAGGUAACAUACCUCCAGAUAUUGUUAAACUCGAUUUAUCUAACAACAAAAUCAAACAACUACGAGCCAAGGAGUUUGAAGAUGUUAAUGAACUGAAGAUAUUAAACCUUAGCAGUAAUGGAAUAGUUUACAUAGAUCCUGCUGCUUUUUCAGGACUCAUUAACUUAGAGGAGCUUGAUUUAUCAAACAACACACUGCAGAAUUUUGAAUAUGGAGUAUUAGAAGACCUCUACUUUUUGAAAAUAUUAUGGCUGAGAGAGAACCCUUGGAGAUGUGAUUACAACAUUCAUUACCUUUUCUACUGGUUAGAGCAUCACUACAGUGUUCACUACACUGGUCUAGAAUGCGAAACGCCUGAGGAAUACAAAGGGUGGUAUGUUGGAAAAUAUGUCCGAAGUUAUUAUGAGGAGUGCCCAAAAGACAAGCUGCCAGUUUAUCCAGAAACAUUUGAGCAGGACAAAGAAGAUGAGGAAUGGGAAAGACACAAAGAACAAUCAGUUCAAACAGUAAAGAAGCAUGGUGUAAUUGUCACUGUAAUAGAUUAAUUCGGGAAUUUUUUUAUUACUAGAUUCAAAUUUUUCAUAUUUUAUGUCAGAAAAAAUCCUGUUUACAUUUUUGUUACUAGUGUUGUUUGUCCAUAAGGAAAUAUCUGCCUACAUAAUUUUUUUAAUUGAAGUUACUAACGACAUGACGGUAUUAGUUAUACAUCAUCUUUAAAAAAAUUUUUACUGUUUCUGACCAUUUGUUUUCGGUCACCCUUGCUAUGUGUUUGGGUAACAAUUUGAACCUACAAAAUAUAAAUGGAUAGAUAUAGAUAUAGAUCUAUAGUGGAAACAUGUCAUCUUAUGUACAGCAAGGCAUGAUCCUGCAGUUUGCUCUGCAUGGGCAGAGCAUUUUCAUGGAACUCAAUGUGGGACUGGGCCCAAAGCUCCUCUGUGUUGAAUGUAUUGCAAUUUCUUUAUAUUUAUUGGCUCCUUGAAUUGUUCCCAGGAAAAGUUCUGUACAUUUUAUGUAGCAGUUCUCUUGUGUGUUAUAUUUAUACCAAAUAAUGAAAUUGCAAACUGAACUAGAACAGGGUACAAAAUCAAUGGGAAUUGCACAUGGAGUAGAGAGAAAGGACACGCCAGUGAUCAGGGUGCUAGCCUGGGCCUUAGGAGACCCAAGUCCAAUAUCCUGUUCUGACACAGACUUCUUCUGUGACAUUGGGCAAGCCAGUGAGUCUCCCUGUGCCUCAGUUCCCCAUCUGUGAUGGGAAUAAUAGCACUUCCCUACCUUACAUGGAUGAUAUGAGGAUAAAUACAUUAAAGGCUGUGAGGUGUUCACAUACUAUGGGAACAGCGGCCAUAUAUGAACAUCAGUUAGAUGGUCAGUACCCCUCAGGGCAAAGACCCUUACUGCCCAAUAUUCUCAAGAAAAGGAAUGAUCCAACACUCAUUUACAUAGCAAUACUUCCACUGACUGAUAACAUUUAGCAUCUAUACAGUAUUUUCUUUUUUAAAGUUUGCAUCAGUUAAUAUUAACCAGUCUGAAUACUUCCUCUUUGAGGUAGGCAUUAGCAUCCCUUCUGGGGAAAUGAUGGCAAAGAAGGGUUAAGUGAGUUGCCCAAGACCACACACCAGAUUGAUCUCAGAUCUGAGAUCAGACUCAGAGGUCCCAGCUCAAACUCCAGAUCACGCCUCCUCUCAUACAUCACUGACAGUUAUGCAGGAGUGUAGGAAGCAGAAUCAGGCUCUGCAUUUGAAAUGUCUGACAAUACAUGCAAGCGACUGUAUUGGGAGGAGAUCUGGAAGGCUGUAUGGAGGGAAAAAAUAUAGCUUUCAAACUCUAUACUACAUUCUAGUGGCCAUGGAUCCCUCCCUCCUGUCUAAAAGCUCACAUACGUUGUUUUGCAUUAAAAAUGUAAUCCAGA
Messenger RNA from Trachemys scripta elegans, 2975 nucleotides. RefSeq names its product leucine rich repeat containing 17 (gene LRRC17). NCBI's taxonomy places the organism in Eukaryota, Metazoa, Chordata, Testudines, Emydidae. The coding region runs from base 289 to 1611 and encodes 440 amino acids. Gene Ontology annotation, molecular function: protein binding. The record is from RefSeq and is a predicted model, not a curated record. The transcript is spliced from 4 exons.